AUUUGCCUUCUCUCCUCUCCUGCUCCGUUUGUAAAUAGAGCGGAGAGAUUCAGCAUUGUGUAAGCUCGGUAACAGCAAUUGCUUCCAAUUACUACAAAGUAGCAUUCUGUUGCUUUCAAUGGAUGGAGGGCCGUACUGCAACAAAAGGCGUAUGUACGUCACAUUCCAAAGACCUUCGGGAGAUCAACACUUAAGAGCAUCGGCUUUGUUUUACGCAGUGAAUAAUUUUGCAUGUCUUAUAACUGAUUAGUUGUAACCGGUACCGUAUGUAGCUGCCCGGUUUUGCAGCAACUAAAGAAAACUGCCCUAUUCAAUAGCGGUAACUAGGACUCACAACCAAACGGGAUUGUACAAUGAUGACGGUGGGGCUUUUAUUAUGUUAUUAGUGAGAAGAUCUUGGCGGUUGCAGUACACGGUUGGAUUACUAUAACUUUUUUGGUUUGCCUUGAAAUGGGAGCAUUAACAAGCAGACAGAAUGCAGGAGUCGAGGAGCUUGACAUUCCUUCUAAUUCGGUCUACAGAUAUCCUCCAAAAUCCGGCAGCUACUUCGCCAGCCACUUCAUCAUGGGCGGGGAGAAGUUUGAUUCCACCCAUCCGGAGGGCUACCUCUUUGGGGAGAACACAGACCUCAACUUCUUGGGACACAGGCCUGUAGCAUUCCCGUACGCUUCCCCCCCUCCUCAAGAGCCAGUGAAGACACUCCGCAGCCUGAUCAACAUUCGUAAAGAUACGCUGCGCCUGGUCAGGUGCAGUGAGGAUGUGAAGGCUCCCCGGGAGGAGGUGGGGAAGGGGCGACUCUGCUACAACGUGGAGUUCACCUUUGACGCUGAUGCACAGGUGGCCAUUACCAUCUACUACCACGCCAUCGAAGAGCUCCAGAACGGAGUCCCAACGUACAUCCCUCAAGACAACGCUGUGCAGUCAGAGACGGUGCACUUCAAACGAGGCGUUUGUCAGCAGUUCUGUCUGCCCUCUCACACUGUGAACCUGUCUGAGUGGAGUGAGGAGGAGCUGAUGUUUGACAUGGACAAAGAUGUGUACCCCAUGGUAGUGCAGGCUGUGGUGGAUGAGGGUGAAGAGCACUUGGGUCAUUCCCAUGUGUUGCUGGCCACGUUUGAGAAGCACAUGGACGGGAGCUUCUGUGUGAAGCCAUUGAAACAGAAGCAAGCGGUGGAUGGAGUAAGCUACCUCCUUCAAGAGAUCUACGGCAUUGAGAACAAGUACAACACUCAGGAAUCCAAGGUGGCGGACGAUGAGAUCAGUGAUAACAGUGCGGAGUGUGUGGUGUGCCUGUCGGACGUGCGGGACACUCUCAUCCUGCCCUGCCGACACCUCUGUCUCUGCAACACCUGCGCAGACACUCUGCGCUACCAGGCCAACUGCUGCCCCAUCUGCCGACUGCCAUUCCGAGCCCUGCUGCAGAUCCGUGCCAUGCGGAAGAAGACAAGCCCGCUGUCUCCAUCAGGGUUUAACCCCAUCAUCGCCUCCCACACCUCCGACUCAGAGGAGCACUCGGCCUCGGAGCACAUCCCUCCUGGGUACGAGGCAGUGUCCCUGUUGGAGGCUCUGAACGGCCCCCUGUCCCCCUCCCUCUCCGCCCCUCCUCUGCACAGCCUGGCAGACGGGCACGUCUCAGGGGCCCUGCCCUCCUACACCAGCGAGGGCCACGGCCUGCCAGCCCGUUCCCUCUCCCCCCACGACAGCCAGGACCUCAAGUUGAAGAAGGGCAUCUCCAACAGGUCCAUAUCCCAGAAUUCCUCAGUCCUGCCCGAAGAAGACAACGAGAAGUCCUGCAGCGUAUCAGAGAUGAGGGCAUGUCGCAGGAAGAUCCUAGACGACCAACCAGAGGAUUGUGGAGUCACUCCCGAGAGUGAGAACCUGACCCUGUCGUCCUCGGGAGCCAUCGACCAGUCCUCCUGCACUGGCACCCCCCUCUCCUCCACCAUCACCUCCCUGGAAGACCCUGUGAGCAGCAGCCUGGCUGAGUCCGUGAUGUCCAUGGCCUCCUCUCGGAGCCGGCACUCUCAGCUCAGCACCGACACCAUCUCCUCCAUGUCAGGAUCCUACAUUGCCGGGGGUGCUGAUGGGGAGGCCCCUGAGACCCCUGUGGAGAGCCAGGGCCCCUCACAGGGGGGAGAGGAAACCCCCGUGGAGACUCAGGAAACCAACUUCGUGGCGAUUGAUGAUGAGGAACAGGACUCUGAGGGAAAUGAUGUCACUGAAGAGGAGUGUCCGUCACCCACUCAGGAGGAGGGUGGGAGGAGGAUUAUGAGGAGGAGUGAGGCGCCCUGUCUAGAGUUUGACAAUAACAAUCAGGGCCUGAGUCGCAGCUUGCCAGGGCUGGACAAUGAGCCCUGCCCUGAGGCCUGCAACGCUGAGCCGGGGUCCUGGGAGGAAUACAGUUCUGGAGGAGGGUGCCUGCAGCCCCGCAUCUCCACGAGCAACAUUGACCUGGAGGAGGAGAUGGAGGGCUGCCCACAGCCCCGACACUAUGGACCCCUGACUGUCUGACAACAAAUGCACCAGCACCCAGACACCCACCCGCUUUGCUGCACUCCCUGGAUCCCAAGAUAUCAACACCUUCUAUUAUAUAUUAUAUAUGCUGCUGACCCAUGCAGGGUGGAACUUUGCAUUGACCAGGGCUGGAAACUCCUGUUCAAGAAUAGUGGAUAUCUGGGUCUAGAUUUUGGAGUGGAUUUGGAUGUUUUCUUUUUUGUUGUCUUCUUUCUCCUGAACAUACUCUCCCUUUUUUAUUUCUCUGUACCCUUAUAAACAAUCCUGUCUGAUAAUCAAAAGACAUCUACAGCUGUGUUUGUGGGGCUGCUUCCUGGCACCACUGUUUUGAUGCAAGUUAUAUGCUAAAGGAUUGAAAACCAGGGAUGCUAGGUAGGAAGACAUAUGCCUCCAGUUUCACGUCAGGCUUUCAAACUCAUAUUGCAAUGCAUUCUGGCAAGUGCAGUCCUGCUUCCCUUAAAGAAAAGAGAGGUACAGGAUACCAGAAUGCACUGAGAUGGAGGUUAAAAACCCUGAGCUGUCCCAAACUGCCCUGGUGAACAUGGAGCCAUUUGGUUACCUUAUUGCCAGGUUUCAGUUUUAAAAUUUCUGAUAAAAAACUAAAAGAUCCAUUUGAAAUCUGCAUUUAACUGGAUUUCUAAAAAAUUUAAUAAUGAAACACAAUUUCUGGGUCAUUCUGUAGUGUUUGCUUAUAUGCAGUGGGCUAGACUCUGAAAGCGUUCUUUUGUCUUCAGUAGCAUUUUAUUCUGAACUAAAAAACACCAAACCAGUUGUUAGUUUUAGAAUUAUAAUUUGUUGUUUUGUUUUGUUUGUCACAAAAGAAAAUAGUUUUAAUAAUAAUAAGCAAAAGGCUUUGAGAAUUUUUCCUACUGUUUUCUUUGACUUCAAGAAAUCUCCAUUUUGAAUCUGCUAGUUUUGAAAGCAGCUGACAAAAUAGCAGUUUGCCCUGAUUAGUUGCCUGGAAUAGUGAAAAAAAUAAAAGAAACAAUUUCUACAGGAAAGUGAUUCUGAGCAUCCCUGGAAAUGUUUUUCAAAACCUGCACCAGGACUAUUCUCACUGCUGAGAUCAGUGUGUUCUAUACUUGUUUUAUAACCUUGACAAAGAGUAGUAGCUGCUUUUCUUUUUUUUUUAAUGCCCCCUUUUUGUGGCGAUUUCAAUUAUUCAGAGGGGUUCAUAUUACAGUUGCACACAUACUAUAAGGUGCUUUCACUUGAGCUAAGGAACUGCUCUUCAAUUCUAGUUGUCAUAGAUACAUGUAAUAUUGGCUGGAUUAAGUGUAUCGAAGAGGAAUUGGCAUCUUGCGAUCUGUAACUUUGGCACUUUUACCUUUUGUUUUACUGGCAAGACGCUGCUUUGUGCUGGUUACUAAUAUAAACACUUUGGUUUAAAAAUAAAGAAACAUUGAUUGGAAACAUCCUAAAAAGGUAAGCGAACAGUUGAAAAAAAAAAAAAAGUGCAUUUAAACUAGUGCCUCCAAGUACUCCUUAAUGGACUGUUGCUGCAGUAGUGACCAUGUGGUGAGCAGCUCAAUGUAUUCAACAGGCUUGAGCAGUGUUUAUAAAGUUAACGGAUUCAUCGAUGGAAAGGCACAGGACUGCGUUGCAGUCUUGAUGUCAACGCCUCAACACAGCAAUAUAACCUAGCAGUGCUGCUUGUCUUUCAACAGACACCCUGGAGAGCCCAUUCAUCUCUCCGGAUAGCAGUCCACCCCACACACCACUCUCUCGUAAGCCUUUAAGCUCUGCAGAGACCAAACUGUGCUGUACUGUGGGAGGUGUUUCCAGUAGAACACACUGAGUGUUACACUUGCCUUUGCUGCAAUCCUGCAGACUUCAGUUACUUUGUAAAGUGUACAGUGGCCUGAAAUUUUGUUUUCACACAUACUAUAACCUACUCCUUAUUGCAGUCCUUCCACACUACCCCCUUUUUUGUUUCUUACCUGUCUAAUGGCACUGCCUCCAACCAACCAACACAGAGAACACAAAUAUUUAUCACCCGAUUUCUAUAGUCAUGCAUGUGGGAUUAUCAGAAUUACUGAUCAAUCAGAACCCUGUCACAGAGAUUAUGUAUGAUGAAACCUAGGAAAUCCGUAAUCCUAUAUUCUCAGUCACUUAAGUAAAGUGACUCCACAAUUGAAAUAGUAUAUCUGAAGUGUGCAUGUGUUGGCAACUACUUCCUGUAAAAGCAUAUAUGGGAAUGGGCAAAAGACUGUUUUUCUUUACUCCUGUAUAGAAGGAAUAAUAACCAAAUCAAGCAAUAUACUUCCUGGUACCUAAUCAUGUUCUGUGCUGCCAGCCCAUGUUCAUGGUGCAAAAAAGACAAUCCAGUCAUAUCCAGAAGCUAGGAUUGAAGUUCUGAAUCAUUUAAGAAUUGUUGUGUAAAUGUGGUGAAAGAAAAUGUUUUGUUUUUUUUAAACACUGGUUAUUAGUCUUUAAAUCUGAGAUUUCUGGGCACUACACAUAAAACUGCGGACUGUUUAGGAAUGUUCUGUUAAUGACUGUUUUUAAGGCCCAUUUUGAUUUAUCUUUUUCAUCUGUUAGAAAGAGUUUAUUAGUUAAUUCACAUUUUUUUGUUUAACCUAAAAUCUCUUAAACAUUCCUUAAAACAGCAUUUAAAGGGGCCAUCUUUGUAAGCCAGCAAGAAACUAUGCUGGUUCUAUAUACCAGCUAGGAUUCAGCAAUACAACCUCCUAGCUCCUGGUCUUGAUCUCUAACCCCUAGGCUCCAAAGUAUAAUUCCAGUAAGAACUUUUCCAUUUUGUGGCCAAAUAGUUAAUCCCAGAUCUAAAGAUAUGGCAAACCUGCUUCAGUUAUAAUAAUAAUUAAAAUCCCUCUGAGCAAUGAAAUGCUGCUGUUUCACCCUGUCCGUCUGAGUGUCAUUCACACGAGGUGGCAUUGCCUGCCGUGAUUAUCUACAAAACCAUUAGGGUAAGAUAAAUCUGUGGGCACUGGUGGUCUGUGUGCGUGGCGUCGAUGGUUUCAUCUUUAUUGUUUGGUAAUAUAAACAUGAAACUAUAAAAAAAAAUGGAUGAUGCACUACUAGUUAGUCUCACGAAAACACAGACAGGGUGCAUGUGUGAGGUCUUUAAUACUGUAGGGAGCACCAUAGUAUAGCUGAGACCCGGUCCUGUCAAUACCUCUGCAACAUCCAUGUGUACAUUUGCACUAAGUUGUAUCUCUUAAGAACAACUUUUAUGGAGUUCUGGUAUAUGAAAUCAAUAAAUACAAAUGUUUUAAAACUCC
Acipenser ruthenus (sterlet) is the source of this 5756-nucleotide messenger RNA. RefSeq names its product E3 ubiquitin ligase RNF157-like. Gene Ontology annotation, biological process: protein ubiquitination. Gene Ontology annotation, cellular component: cytoplasm. Bases 451 to 2511 code for a protein of 686 amino acids. The record is from RefSeq and is a predicted model, not a curated record. The transcript has 19 exons. Gene Ontology annotation, molecular function: ubiquitin protein ligase activity. Lineage: Eukaryota; Metazoa; Chordata; Actinopteri; Acipenseriformes; Acipenseridae.